Molecule: messenger RNA, 359 nt
Organism: Sphaeroforma arctica JP610
Lineage: Eukaryota; Ichthyosporea; Ichthyophonida
Exons: 1
Source: RefSeq, a predicted model, not a curated record
UUAAAAUAUUAUAACUAAAUAGGCAUAGCGUAGGUGUACGCUGCACAUAAGCCUUCCGUGUACAUCAGUUCCAACAUAUGCUAACACCUGUUAAGAUAUCGCUAUAUCGAUGCACUAUAUCUACAUGUAGAGGGCGCCAUUGUAGAGCUCUUCCAAUUCUUCUGAUGGGUUUACACUAUGGCUUCCAGUGAAUAUGAGCGCUCUACUAUAAGACCCAACCCCAGGGCAGCACCCAAGUAUAUAACACCAUACAAGUUUCCGCAGUUUCAGUUGACAACCCUAGAUAUAGUUGCGCAGAAUACGUACGACGAUAGAACUGUGGUACUGUACUUCGCGGGCGAUCCAGUGGACACAAAAAG